Molecule: messenger RNA, 303 nt
Organism: Fomitiporia mediterranea MF3/22
Lineage: Eukaryota; Fungi; Basidiomycota; Agaricomycetes; Hymenochaetales; Hymenochaetaceae
Exons: 3
Coding region: 1-303 (100 amino acids)
Source: RefSeq, a predicted model, not a curated record
AUGGUACAAAAGAACAAAAAAAAGAGGGGUGAAUCGUGUGAGGUGAAUCGUGGUGAAGCGCCUCCAGAGCCGCUUCACCUGUUGACGCGAUUCACCCCGAAUCACAGGGGUUUCGGGGUCCACGAUUCACUUUCACCCAAAGUGAAUCGUGCAGCAAUAUCAGUGGCUCCUUCAUUGACUGCCUUGCAAAAGGAUGAAAGGCGUAUGUCAUCUACCCCAAUUUGGACUGCUUCGAGCCAUACGGUCACGACGGCCUUAUCGCGAAGGGAGCAAAGCACGUCAGUAAUGACUAUGCGUUGUUAA